UACCUACACACAGAACAGAAACAAGUUUGUUUACAAUCAGUAUUCUGUGUAUACCUACUAAUAUGAAAUGUUGACAAUUAAGGUAUAGAGAAUUUAUUCUAUAAAAUAAAGAACUGCCUGUUAGCUGAAAUAAAGAUAGUGGUGCUUUUCGUUCUAGCAAAAUGUCUUUCAUGACUCUCGCUCAUUAUUUGCAAAUUCUGGACAGGAGCUGGCGAGGCCAAGAUGGUAACAAAAUAGCUCAAUUCAUUUCCUUGAGACAUGACCACUCCAAAUAUCCAAACUAUCAAAUUGAACAACCAGAAGGAAUAGUUGAUAGGUUUCUCACGUCUCCUUUAGAUGAGCUUAUAAUUUUUCAUUUAAAAUGCUUGUACAGUAUCUCCAAGAAAAACUUCUUAGAAGCUUAUAAAUAUCAAAGUGCUCUUAUUCAAUCAUUCACUAAGACAUUGCAAUCACAGAAGGAAGAAAACUGGUGUCUGCCAAUUAUGUAUACAAUAUGUUCAGAUCUCAGACUUAUAGCUCAGCAAGCAGAGAAACAAAGGUUGGGAGCAACAGAAAAUCCUGGAGAAAUUCUCGAGAAAGCUGCUGAAUGUCUUAUGGCAUGUUUUCGUGUAUGUGCCGCUGACAACAGGUCCGCGGAGGAAGAUACCAAAAGAAUUGGAAUGUUAGCUCUUGUCAACCAAUUGUUCAAGGUGUAUUUCAGAAUAAAUAAGCUACAUCUGUGUAAGCCUCUGAUCAGAGCAAUUGAGUCUUCUCCGUUCAAGGAGAGUUUUCCCUUGGGACAACAAGUAACAUAUAGAUAUUUCGUUGGCAGAAAAGCAAUGUAUGACAGUAACUAUAAGGCAGCAGAUGAGUACCUUACCUAUGCCUUCGAAAAUUGUCACAAAUCCAGCAGAAAAAACAAAAGACUUAUUCUAAUUUAUCUUGUACCCGUUAAAAUGUUACUGGGUUAUAUUCCUAGCAAAAAAGUAUUGGAGAAGUAUGAUGUGAUUCAGUUCUGGGAUUUGGUACAAGCAGUUUGCCAAGGAAAUUUAAAGUUGUUUGAUGAUCUCAUGGAGAAACACGAGUCAUUUUUCAUCAAAUGUGGAAUAUAUUUGAUAGUGGACAAAUUGAAGAUUAUAGCUUAUAGGAAUUUGUUCAAAAAAGUGUAUCUGAUACUGAAUACUCAUCAGAUUCCUGUGGAAGCUCUGCAGUCAGCUCUUGAGAGUUUGGGUCAAGAUGUGGAUUUAGAUGAAACUCAGUGUAUCAUGGCAAAUUUAAUCUAUGAAGGAAAAAUAAAAGGGUAUAUUUCACACCAGCACAGAAAAGUUGUAGUUAGUAAGCAGAAUCCAUUUCCUGCAUUGACUAGUUUGACUUGAAGUGGCAUUUUGUCUUUUAACUAAUUUUUACUGUUUCUUUUACUUUCAUACUGAAUAUGUAAUUUGAAAUUUCCUCUAUUUUGUAAUUGAUCAGAGAUAUAUCACUUGUUUCACUACUCACACAUAGUAGCGAUACCAUUGCUCAUAAGAUAUAUGAUCAGUCCCAAGUUUUUUCCUAAUAAAUUUAUGUAUUGAAAUA
Molecule: messenger RNA, 1554 nt
Organism: Leptinotarsa decemlineata (Colorado potato beetle)
Lineage: Eukaryota; Metazoa; Arthropoda; Insecta; Coleoptera; Chrysomelidae
Gene: PCID2
Product: PCI domain-containing protein 2
Biological process (GO): poly(A)+ mRNA export from nucleus; post-transcriptional tethering of RNA polymerase II gene DNA at nuclear periphery; transcription elongation by RNA polymerase II
Cellular component (GO): transcription export complex 2
Molecular function (GO): RNA binding; double-stranded DNA binding
Source: RefSeq, a predicted model, not a curated record